Penicillium diatomitis is the source of this 873-nucleotide messenger RNA. RefSeq lists its product as uncharacterized. Lineage: Eukaryota; Fungi; Ascomycota; Eurotiomycetes; Eurotiales; Aspergillaceae. The coding region runs from base 1 to 873 and encodes 290 amino acids. The record is from RefSeq and is a predicted model, not a curated record. The transcript has a single exon.
AUGUCUCAUCCUGUUAAGAUUUCCAGCGUUAACGCUGCUCCAGGUGGCGAAAGCUACAUCAGCGAGGAAAUCCUUGCCCGCCUUGGACGAGCUGAUUUCCUGAAACUGCUGCCGAAUGGGGACAUCAAGAUUGCGUUCCAAGUCACCAGACGCAUGUUGUGCCAUUAUGGCGGCGUCUUGCCAUUGUUCAAUCGUGGCUUCUCGAACGGUGUUUUCAGCGAUGGAUCGGCCGAGGAGAUCCCUCUGGCACGAGUCAGUGCCAAAGCGCUCGAGUUCGUCGGUUUCACCCCCGAAACGGCAGCAACCAUCUGGGCCGAGUACAGUAAGCAGCAGUCCGUUCGAGAUUCCGCCAGCUCUCCGCAUCCUUACUCACCCAUGUCGCUGCUGCAUCACAUUGUUGGACAUCUCCAUCUUCUUCAGGGCAUGUUCGACGCCGGCAUCUCGCAGGAAUUAGCCCUCCAAAGCGUUGGUCUACCACCAGCCUUCCUAAACGACCUGCGCACCUACUAUGGAGAUGGUGCUGGAUUUCGCUCGAAUGUUGUGUACGAGCUGGUGAUGAAGUCCAUCACCGGCAAGUAUACUCAGCUUAUCAGAUGGCACUGUACCGUUCGUCGGAUUGGCCAAGAGCGAAUUUCAAAGGUCAAGAAGCAGCUGCCCGUGUCUGUAUCCUGUCCUCUUCACUCCUAUGUCCCACUCAAUCUUGGUGGUGGUGCUCCUGCUAAUGUUCCUGUCCCUGUUGAUGUUCCAGUCAAGGUUCCGGAUCCUAUCCCUGUCAAGGUUCCCCCAAAAGUGUCCAUUUCACGUUCCACUACUAGUGGUGUCUCUUCUACUGUCAAGUCUUCGUCUGUCUUUAAGCCGCUGUUGGUCAACUGA